AUGGAUGAGGCCACAUUUUAUCCAGAUAACCCGAGUAGGGUGGCUCGGGUUCAGGGACUGAUGACGUCCAUCAAUAUACACCUCGAAGCUAUCGAAACUAAAGCCGAGGAUGCGAAACAGUACGAAGGAGUCAUCAAUGACAAUAUCGAAAAAGCCCUUGAAGAGCAAGGUAUGAGCUCUAUCGACGAGUUAGAGUCAUCCCUAGAAGACGAGUGGAACGAUAAGCUGCAGAGGGAAAACGAAGCAAUGCUUGAGCGGAUCGGCCAAGAAACUGCGGAUGUAGCACGUUGCAUCAGUAUUGUAAACUAUGUUGGUGUAAUUGCGGCAGGUAUUGGACUCACAGCUCAAGCUAUCGAUAUCUUCAAAUAUGGCACCGCCAUAAUGGGAAGCAAACUGAUCGGGCGUAGCUUGAUCAAAGUCGCAAAUAAAGAGUUUGCGGCAGGGAUUCGUCUCAUGAGUCGGGCUUUGGGUCUCAAAAGAUCUGUACGUGGCACAGGAAAUGGGGCAAAGGUCAUUAAAGGCAUUAAGAAGGCAGGGGGGGCAAUUGCCAUCCUCUCAGUCAUCUCAGACUCGUACCUCAGUGUCUACAAUCUCUCCCAGGGGGGUCAACAUCGACGAGAACUUCAAGAAGCAAUCAGAGACCUUUGUGUCCGGCGUUUCAGUGUCAAGUAUAUCCAAGACCUACACCAGAAGUAUCGCUUCUUUUUACAGAGCAUGUACACGACGGUCAAGUCACAGCGCGUGUUGAAGAAAAAGCUGAAGGCGGGGAAACUCACCCAAGUUGACUAUGAUGAAAAGCUAAAGGAUAUUAUUGAGGGAAUGGUGGAAGAUCUAAGAGACCAAUGCAAGAAUGUUACUUUCGGCAAAGUGUAUGGGGAGCUUGAAAAGGAAGAUGUGCGUAAUAACGCCUGGCGAAACGAGGACUUGAAGGAACAUGAGCUGAGAGAAAGCUGGGAGAGUGGAGAAAUUAAACAGUUCAUGUCCAGUGAGGCAGAUGCGAGUAUAGAGCAGGAGGGAGGGAAGGAAAUGUUGGAGGCCCAGUAUGGGGAUAGUGACGAGGACCUUGAAGUUGGAGAUGACAGCAGCGAGGAUGAUAGUGUAAGCAGUGACGACGAUGAGGAUGAUGAGGAUGACUAG
Fusarium sp. VM40 is the source of this 1137-nucleotide messenger RNA. The record is from the annotation of a GenBank genome assembly. Lineage: Eukaryota; Fungi; Ascomycota; Sordariomycetes; Hypocreales; Nectriaceae.